Messenger RNA from Didymodactylos carnosus, 1426 nucleotides. The record is from the annotation of a GenBank genome assembly. Lineage: Eukaryota; Metazoa; Rotifera; Eurotatoria; Philodinida; Philodinidae.
AUUAAGAAAGGUGCUGGUUAUCUUUUUAGAGUUUCUGAAAAACUGGUUUUCCAGAAAACCGGGUCUUAAAGGGCCCUCCGCCCAAAUCCUAUUAGCCUUUUUGCCUACUCGAGAUCCUCUAUCGAAUGAUGUAUGAACGAACGAAAUCGGAGCCGGACACCUGGGGCGGUUGCCUCGUAAGUGAUAUUAUCGUCAUGCAUAUUUUAUAGGAGUUGAAGAUAAAUUACAAGAAAAUGUUCGUCAAACACUAGAAAUCUUGCGUAAUGCAGGCAUUAAAAUAUGGAUGUUAACUGGUGAUAAAUUAGAAACUGCAACCUGUAUAGCUAAAAGUUCAAAAUUGAUUGGACGUGAACAUGAUAUUUACACAUUUAAAACAAUUACAACUCGUGAAGAUUGUUUACAAGAAUUGAAUAUGUUUCGACGUAAAACCGAUUCGUGUCUAAUUAUUACCGGUGAUACGUUACAAAUAUGUCUAGGAUUUUAUGAAUCGGAUCUGAUGGAAUUGAUUAUUCAAUGUCCGGCUGUUGUCGUUUGUCGAUGUUCACCAACACAAAAAGCAAAUGUUGUUAGUCUACUAAAAAAAUAUGGACAAAAACGCGUGAGAGUGUGUGCUAUCGGAGAUGGAGGAAACGAUGUCAGCAUGAUACAAGCAGCUGAUGUUGGCGUGGGUAUUGUAGGAAAAGAAGGAAAACAAGCAUCAUUGGCCGCUGAUUUUAGUAUAAAUCAAUUUAGUUAUUUAUCUGAUUUGUUACUGGUACAUGGACGUAAUUCGUAUAAACGUUCAGCUGCUUUAUCUCAAUUUGUCAUGCAUCGUGGUCUUAUUAUCAGUGUUAUGCAAGCUGUUUUCUCAUCAAUAUUUUAUUAUGCAUCUGUUGCACUUUAUCAAGGUUUUCUAUUAGUUGGCUAUGGUACAAUUUAUACAAUGUUUCCUGUUUUUUCAUUGGUGUUAGAUAAAGAUGUACACUCAGAAAUUGCUUUAUUGUAUCCAGAAUUAUAUAAAGAGUUAUCAAAAGGACGUUCACUCUCAUUUAAAACAUUUUUUCUCUGGGUAUUUAUUUCCAUUUAUCAAGGUGGUGCGAUUAUGUAUGGUUCAUUUUUGUUAUUCGAUGAUGAUUUUAUUCAUGUUGUAUCGAUUACAUUCACAUCAUUGAUAUUAACAGAAUUGUUAAUGGUGGCGUUAACAAUACGUACAUGGCAUCCAUUGAUGAUCGUUGCUCAGUUAUUAAGUUUAAGUGGUUAUGUGAUAUCAUUAAUUGUAUUUAAAUCCCAUUUUGAUCCAGCAUUUUUACAGUCAUUUGAUUUUAUUUGGAAAGUAUUAAUUGUGACAUUGGCAUCAUGUUUACCACUCUAUAUUCUUAAAUUUAUUCAAGUUAAAUGUGCACCACCAAUACAGACCAAAUUACAACAAUAUACAUCAUUAAAAUAG